GGAGAUGAAAGAAUCAGUCCGGUUUUUAAAACCAUGCGUCAAAGACUGAAUAUUGAUUGAUAUGGCAGAGUGAAUAUUGAUUAACAGAAGCAAUUAAGCAAAAGAAAAGAAAAGAGUGAAUAUUGAUUGAAAUGGCAAAGAGGAAAGUUCUUGUUGUGGGGGGUACUGGGUACAUCGGGAAGAGAAUUGUGAAGGCAAGCCUAGCACAGGAGGAUCAUAUAACCACCUAUGUUCUUCAGCGCCGAGAGAUGGGUUCUGACAUUGAUAAGGUCCAAUUGCUAUUUUCUUUUAAGAAGCAAGGUGCCCGCCUUAUUGAAGCCUCAUUUUCCGAUCACAACAGCCUCGUAGAUGCUGUGAAACAAGUUGAUGUUGUCAUUUGCACCAUGUCUGGGAGUCAUUCUGGCUCUCACGAAUCUUUGUUGCAGCUCAAGCUUGUUGAGGCCAUCAAAGAAGCUGGAAACAUUAAGCGUUUCAUACCAUCGGAAUUUGGUACGGACCCUUCACGGAUGGGACAUGCUCUUGAGCCUGGAAGAGUGACAUUUGAUGAUAAAAUGGUAGUGAGAAGAGCAAUAGAGGAUGCUAAAAUCCCCUUCACUUAUGUAACUGCUAACUGUUUUGCUGGUUACUUUGCUGCCAACCUUUCUCAAAUGGAAACACUCUUGCCUCCUAAGGAAAAAGUUACCAUCUAUGGUGAUGGCAACGUCAAAGUGAUUUACGUGGAUGAAGACGACGUUGCUUUAUACACAAUUAAAACAAUAGAUGAUCCUCGAACAUUGAACAAAACACUGCACAUUCGGCCUCCAGAGAACAUUCUCUCCCAAAGAGAACUAGUUGAGAAGUGGGAGAAACUUCUUGGGAAGGAACUAGAAAAGAUUAGCAUUUCACAAGAAGAUUUUCUCGCCUCCAUGAAAGGACUGGACGGUUUUGGCCAGACAGUAGUUGGGCAUCUCUAUCACUUUUUCUAUGAAGGUUGUUUGACAAACUUUCAAAUAGGAGAAGAGGGUGAAGAAGCUUCAGAGCUAUAUCCAGAUGUGAAAUACAUACGCAUGGAUGAAUACCUAAAGCUCUAUCUAUAGCUUUGAGGUACUUCACGAGUUAACCAAUUGGGCUUCCAAGGUUAAUUGUGAGGGUGUGAGUGUGUUGUAUAAACAUGGCCUUCCGAACUCAGUGAAGAUCUCCGUGAGUGCUGAGUCGCAGCUUUUCUAAUUACAGGGUUGCUAUAGUAUGUGUUUUUUUGUUGGUUGGAAAAUUAUUAGAUACUCUCAGAGUACAAUAAUGUGAUUCUUACAUUCAUAAUAGACCCUACUAUAAAUUUAAUUUGUGAAAACUACCAUAAAUGUAAAAGGUCAAAACAUCACCUCAUCGUAGUUUGGAAAGGUUCAAUAAUUACUCAUGUUUGUUAUGGUGGUUG
Quercus lobata is the source of this 1411-nucleotide messenger RNA. Its product is annotated as isoflavone reductase homolog. Lineage: Eukaryota; Viridiplantae; Streptophyta; Magnoliopsida; Fagales; Fagaceae. The transcript is spliced from 4 exons. The coding region runs from base 132 to 1076 and encodes 314 amino acids. Gene Ontology annotation, molecular function: oxidoreductase activity. The record is from RefSeq and is a predicted model, not a curated record.